AAUGAUAAAUAUUUCAAUGUUUUUGUGGCGGUAUUUCUAAUUUAUAACAUUUAAUAUGAAAGUUAUCAUAACAAUUGGAUUUUUUGUACAUAUAAUUUUCUUAUUUUCAAUUUUUGAUAUUUAUUUUAAAUCUCCCGUGAUUACCGGAAUUCCACCUAGACCAGAACUAACUGAUGCUCCAGCAAAUCGUUUAGUAUUAUUUGUAGCUGAUGGAUUGAGAGCUGAUUCUUUUUUUAGGCUAAAUCAUAACAAAAGUAGUGAAACACCUUACCUCAGGUCAAUUUUAGAAAAAUAUGGUACAUGGGGAGUGUCCCAUACCAGAGUCCCUACGGAAUCAAGGCCUGGUCAUGUGGCUUUAAUUGCAGGGCUUUAUGAAGAUCCUUCAGCUGUUGCAAGAGGUUGGCAAGAGAAUCCAGUACAUUUUGAUUCAGCAUUUAAUAGAAGUACAGAAACUUGGUCAUGGGGUAGUCCUGAUAUUCUCCCGAUGUUUUCGAAAGGAUCCAAAUCUGGAAAAGUUCAUACAUAUUAUUACAAUUCAGAAGAGGAGGAUUUUUCUGGAAAAAGUGAUACCUUUUUACUUGAUCUAUGGGUUUUCAAAAAAGUUGAAAAUUUUUUUAAUGAUGCCAGAAAAGAUAAAGAUUUAUUUCUUCGACUGCAUCAAAAAAAGAUAAUUUUUUUUCUUCAUUUGUUAGGAUUGGAUACAGCCGGGCAUACAUAUAAGCCUUAUUCAAGAGAAUUGGAAAAAAACUUAAACAUUGUUGAUGCAGGCAUUAAACAGAUUGAAAAGGUCAUACAAACAUUUUAUAACUAUGAUAACAAAACAGCAUUCAUAUUUACAUCAGAUCAUGGAAUGACUGAUUGGGGAUCCCAUGGUUCAGGUAGUACACAUGAAACAGAAACGCCAAUUGUAAGUUGGGGUGCGGGCAUUAACUUUCCAAAGGAAUCUAUAAAUUUGAAGUCUACAUUAAGCCCAAUAAAUUGGGGUGUAAACGAUAAAUUUAGGAAAGACAUUAUGCAAGCAGAUGUAUCACCAUUGAUUUCUGCAUUGAUUGGCUCAGCUGUAUCGGUUAACUCUGUAGGUAUGUUACCAUUACCUUAUUUGAAUGCAUCACAUGAGUACUUGGCCAAAGCUUAUUUUCAUAAUGCACUUCAAUUGGGAGAUCAAUAUAAACAUAAAAAGACUUUAGUGGAAUCAAAUCUUUGGAAUAUAUUUAAGAGACCAUUUAAUGAACUGGAUGAUAAUAGUAUGAAAAAUAUUAUUGCAAAUGUUGAACAUUCAAUGCAAUUAAAGAAAUAUGAUGAUGUUAUUAAAAUAAGUAAAAUACUUAUGGUAAAAAGCACUGUGGGGCUAGAAUAUUAUCACACAUAUUACCAAGUUCUUUUACUCUCGUGUAUAUCAUUGAGUUUUAUAAGUUGGAUUAUAUUACUGCUUAUCAAUAUAUUCUCUACUAAUGAAAGAAGAAAAUCAUUUCAUCCGUACUAUGGAAUAUUUGACAUUGGUUAUGGAUGUGCUAUCAUAACUGUUAUGUUUAUUAUUUUCAAACAGUCUCUUCCUGCUAUUAUGUAUAUAUAUUGUGGUCAUCCAUUUAUGUUAUGGUGGGCAGUAUGUCGAAAACUCAGGCCUAUUUCGUGUGACAUGAAAUCCAAAAAUGUUUUUUUUGUUCUCAAGGCUAUUGGCGUUUCUGCUGCAUAUAUUAUUGGAACUGAAAUUAUGGUGUUAUCAUUUUUCUACAGAUAUUUAUUAAGUAUUUGCAUAGUUUUUCUUUGUUUGUGGGGGUUUAUGAAUCUUAACCAAUCUGAUAAAUUGGUUAAAUUUCAUUGGAUAUUGAGUUCUUUAAUGCUAGCAAUUUUUCCUGCAAUGCCCAUUGAAAAAGGUGAUGAUGGCAGCAAUACUUCAUUAAUAUUUUUAGGUGGUUUGCUAUGGAUUAUCUUAUCUAUACUCCAAUUUAAAAGAUCAUUGGAUAUAACAUCAAUGAUUCAAAUAUUAUUUUUGUUAAUGUCAAUGUUGGUAGUAGUUUCAACAAGAAAUAAUUUUAAAGAGAGAUUGGGCUUGCCUUUGAAAAAUAUGAUAGUGUCAUGGAUUUUAUUAGUGGUUUCUCCAUUAUUUAUUCUUGUCGCAUCAUUACAAAUAACAUUGAGAUUAAAACACAUUGGAAGAGGUCUUGCUGUGCCAUUCAUACUUCUGUCAGUCGGUCAUGAACCAAUAUUUUAGUUGACAUUAUUUUCACAUCUCGAGGCUUGGUUGAAGUUGGAAUGUUUUAUAUCAAAACCGUCUGCAAAUGUUGACAAGAUGAGAUUUGAUGAUGUUGCCCUGUCCAAUGCAAACAUAAAUAAUGAUGAUUUCCGUAGAUGCUACUUAUUUUUAUUUUAUAUAAUUGUGUGUUUCUUUGGAACUGGAAAUGUAGCUUCUCUAAGUUCUUUUGAUCCAAGUUGGGUACGCUGUUUUGUUGCUACAUUUUCGCCAUUUUUAAUGGGAGGUUUAAUUAUCUUGAAGACCCUAAUUCCUUUUCUUAUGAUUACCUGUUACUGGCAUGCAACUAAUGUUAUAAAAAAGGUUACUGCCAAAAAGUUAUUUCUUGGAGUGUUAAUUUUCAGCAAUAUCAUGGGAUUUCACUUUCUCUUUUUGGUGCAAAAUGAAGGAUCAUGGCUUGAUAUAGGAACUUCCAUAUCUCAUUAUGUUAUAAUGCAAACAAUAGUGUUGGUUUUACUACUAAUAUUUGGCAUUGCAAAAUGCCUUACCAGUAUUAAAUUAUUUUCAAGUAAGGACAUUUAUAUUAAAA
This is a messenger RNA of Ctenocephalides felis (cat flea), 2780 nucleotides long. Its product is annotated as GPI ethanolamine phosphate transferase 1-like. The record is from RefSeq and is a predicted model, not a curated record. The transcript is spliced from 13 exons. Gene Ontology annotation, cellular component: endoplasmic reticulum membrane. Gene Ontology annotation, biological process: GPI anchor biosynthetic process. Gene Ontology annotation, molecular function: mannose-ethanolamine phosphotransferase activity. Bases 56 to 2212 code for a protein of 718 amino acids. Lineage: Eukaryota; Metazoa; Arthropoda; Insecta; Siphonaptera; Pulicidae.